AUGAAGACGACACGCGUGCGUCAAGAGCUGCCGUCAACCGCGUCCACUGGCGCCCUGCGCUACCGCCGCAAGGUCCCGCUGCCCGUCGACAAGCAGCAGCCACAAGCUUCCACGCCGUCGCCUCCUGCGUCCAAGCACCAGCCGAAAAGGCCGCACCCUGCGCCUAUCCAGCCCCAACCUCUUGCGCAGGAGCUGCUGGAUAGCAGACCAUGUCGCCGAUCCCCAGCAGGUCGUCGCUUCCGACCCAAGUCCAGACGCUUCAGGCAACAGAAGCAAAAUCAGCAGCCAAUGGUGCUCCAGCAGGUGUUGUGGAAAGCCAAGGCCAUGCAGCAGUCGACUCCUGCCGCACUCGCGGUGACGCUGGGACAGCUGCAGCAACGCGGCUGUAAGGAAGACGCUGAGACGCUGCGGAAGGUGACCAAGACGAAGCAAGUGGACGCAGCGGCACGUGACGUGUCGUCGUCGUUUGCAGCGGGGCUGUCUAGUCAGGAGACGCAGAGCGGAUCGGAGGACGAGACGGUCUUUCUGCCGUAUUCUAGUGGUGUGAUGCCGUCAAUAGAGUGGCGAGUGGACAAGGCACGGGAGGAAGUCGUGCACGAGACGGAAAGAGCGGACUUGGCUCGUCCUGCGACGCUGGCUGAGGAGAUGAGGGACGACCAGGUUGGAGUCGAAACGACAGCAUCGACGCGUGGGACGCAGCGGCAGAAGUACAAACUUAAGCAGAAACAGCGACGCAGAGCAGCGAAGGAGAAGAGAAGGACUGGACAUCGAGCACAUGUGGAACACGAGCAGCUUUGUGCUAGAGAAGACGGUGGAGAGACACUGAAGGACGAGGCUGCAAAGGCAGACGUUGAUGUGUGUCGUUCGGUGCUCUUAUCGGUGAAGGAAGCGGCACCGUGUAUUGUAGUAGGUGACGUGGCGUGCCCCGUCGUAGCUGAUUCCGGUGAACAGGCUGGUGAUGCAACUACGGCGUCGGAACAAGGCAAGUUUGGCGAAGCAAGUGGUCAGGAGAUUGUACCGGGGUCUUGUCAGCGUACGACGGGUCCCCUACUGCGUGAGAGGCCGAUGUCGUGUCGUGAGAGUUUCGUGGUGGAGAAGUCGGGUUUUGAUGCGGCUUCAAGCUAUGAUUUCUUCAAACACCGCUUUUGUGAAAUCCAGAGACACAGCGGUAUCGUGUACUACUGA
Peronospora matthiolae is the source of this 1185-nucleotide messenger RNA. Lineage: Eukaryota; Oomycota; Peronosporomycetes; Peronosporales; Peronosporaceae. The record is from the annotation of a GenBank genome assembly.